AUGGAGUCUCUCGCCGAUACGACGUGGGAUGUCAUCAUUGCAGGUACUGGGCUGUCCCAGUCUCUGCUGGCAUUGGCACUUUCAAGAUCCGGCAAAAAGGUUCUUCACUUGGACCAAAAUCCACACUAUGGAGGACCAGAUGCGGCCUUCAGUCUGGAGGAAGCUCAUGAAUGGAUCCUGGCCGGUCCCCGUUUGAAGAUGCCAAGAUAUUCACAUACCAACAUCCCCCAGAGUCACCGCGCUCGCCCCCCCUCGCAGAAUGACUCCGAGGGGAGCGAGCGCAUGGCAGGCACCCCGGAUAUCCGUCCCAAACUGGCUGCCAGUCGAGCCUAUACACUUUCUUUAUCCCCUUACUUCCUCUACACCCGCUCGGCACUAAUCUCUAUCCUAAUCUCUUCCAAGGUCUAUCGCCAGCUCGAGUUCGUCGCGCUUGGGAGCUGGUGGAUCCACACUGGCGUACCGACCGCUGAGUCGGAUGACCUCGCUGCUACUAACAUCUUCCAUCGCGUGCCUGGCAACCGGGAAGAUGUCUUCGCUGAUAACCAUAUCAGUAUGAAGUCCAAGAGGACGUUGAUGCGGUUCUUGCGACACAUAAGCAAAUCCGAAGACGACAAUGGAAGCGACACAGCUGAGGAAUUGUCAGCACCAUUUGGCAAAUAUUUGUCUACUAAGUUCAGUGUUCCAGAUGACCUGCUCCACGCUCUUCACUCGCUCUCGCUGUCUCAAGGCUCUGCACAAGAUACCCUCGCGGAAUACGCUGUUCCCAGAGUCCAGCGACAUCUGUCAUCUAUCGGAUCCAUGGGACCUGGAUUUGGUGGCGUGGUUUCGAAAUACGGCGGUGCUUCCGAGAUUCUUCAGGUUGCCUGUCGCGCUUGCGCUGUAGGCGGAGGUGCAGUCGCUCUCGCUAUCGGGGUUCAGUCCCUGAAAGAGAUUGAAGCGACGGCGGAAAAAGAAGAAUAUCCGGUCGAGUUGGAGCUCACCAGCGGAGAGUCAGUCCGAAGCAAGUUCGUGAUUGGCUCCCUUUGGGAUCUCCCUAGCCAAAGUCAACCUCUUCCCAGUGCUCGAGUGGCCCGUUCGAUUACUGUUGUCUCUUCGAGCUUCACUUCACUGUUCCCCAUCACCACUGAAGGUGCUCCUCUCCCCGCCAGUACCGUUCUUAUGUUCCCUGGCGACACUCUCAGCCAUCCACAGUCGCCCCCGGUGUACCUCCAGAUCCACUCGAGUGACACUGGCGACUGUCCCCGACAGCAGAGUGUUAUCUACGGCAGUGUCGCCCUUUCUGGGCCAGAAGGCCACACUCUGCUUGAAUGUGCUGUCGACCGGCUUCUCCACGCCGAAGGUCCUCAGGCCAUGGUACUCUGGUCCAUGAGAUAUACCCAGUCGGGUCGACUCAGUAAUGACGGGUCCUCGGCUACCAUUCACAAGCACUCGCCCCAUGUCUAUAGCUUCCCACCUUCCAGUCUUGAUCUGACAUGGGAAGAUGAGGUCAUUGACAUGGUCAAGCAGGCUUGGACUAAGAUCGUAGGAGAUGAAGUGGACCAUGAUGACUUUAUGAUCUUUGACGAUCGCGAAGGUACAUCUGACGAUUAA
Messenger RNA from Penicillium manginii, 1590 nucleotides. Its product is annotated as putative Rab geranylgeranyl transferase escort protein. Gene Ontology annotation, molecular function: GDP-dissociation inhibitor activity. Bases 1 to 1590 code for a protein of 529 amino acids. Gene Ontology annotation, cellular component: nucleus; cytoplasm; cytosol. Gene Ontology annotation, biological process: vesicle-mediated transport; small GTPase-mediated signal transduction; protein geranylgeranylation. The transcript is spliced from 4 exons. The record is from RefSeq and is a predicted model, not a curated record. NCBI's taxonomy places the organism in Eukaryota, Fungi, Ascomycota, Eurotiomycetes, Eurotiales, Aspergillaceae.